UCUUUUUCGUCGCAGCCAAAAGGGUAGAUCAUCGUGUGAGAGUGAGAGAAGGAAGUCAACAAUGGCGUUGUUCUCUGCAACUGUUCCUCAAAACCUCUCCUUCGCUUCCUCACACAAACUCUCCUUCUAUCCUUCUUCUUCUUCAUCAUCUCACUUUCUUUCGUUUAACACUUCUCCAACAAAUCCAUCAAAGCUAAGCAAUCACAUUAUCACUUCUCCGCCAACCCCACGCGCCCAAAUCACACGCGCCAACGCGUCUUCUUCUCCGUCUGCAUCUGCCUCCUCCUUCCAUGGCCUCUGCUACGUCGUCGGCGACAACAUCGACACCGACCAGAUCAUCCCCGCCGAGUACCUCACUCUCGUCCCUUCUAAACCCGACGAGUACGUGAAACUCGGCUCCUUCGCCCUCAUCGGACUCCCCGCAUCCUACGCCGCACGAUUCGUAGAUCCCGGCGAGACCAAAUCCAAGUACGCAGUUGUCAUCGCCGGCGCAAACUUCGGCUGCGGCUCCUCCCGCGAGCACGCGCCGGUGGCGCUAGGCGCAUCCGGCGCUGCGGCGGUGGUGGCGGAGUCGUACGCUCGGAUCUUCUUCCGGAACUCGGUGGCGACCGGCGAGGUGUACCCGCUGGAGUCGGAGACGAGGCUGUGCGAGGAGUGCCGGACAGGCGAUGUGGUGACGAUCGAGCUCGGGGAGAGCCGUCUGAUAAAUCACACGACUGGGAAGGAGUAUAGGUUGAAGCCAAUCGGCGAUGCUGGUCCUGUGAUUGAGGCCGGUGGCAUCUUUGCCUAUGCUAGGAAAACUGGCAUGAUUCCUUCUCGUUGAGAAAGUCAUGUUGGCAUGUAGCAGUAGAUAUUUGGGGAGGCUAACUAGAUUUGUUCUUCGCACUCCUGGAAGUUGGAACAAUUCAUGGAUUUGUUGGACCUUUGGCCGCAACUAGCAAUUACCCAAUUAUUUGAGUACUCGCAGUAUACUGCCUAUUCAAGCUACUGUAUUGUCUUUAAUGUGUAAGUUAAUAGGUUGAAUGCAAAAUUAAGUGUUGUAAUUUGGCGUCGAAUAUGGAGUUUUACUCAUUAGAACAUUUGAACCUUUUGAUGCAUGUUGCAUCAGCAGGAUCUUUGGUAAUUCUCUUUUGUAUUCGUUUGCAAGGUGGGCCUUUUUUUUUUUUUUUUUAAAAUAUAAAAGCAAGGUGGAUUAGUAUUUACAUGUUCAAAUGCCAUAUA
Molecule: messenger RNA, 1221 nt
Organism: Gastrolobium bilobum
Lineage: Eukaryota; Viridiplantae; Streptophyta; Magnoliopsida; Fabales; Fabaceae
Product: 3-isopropylmalate dehydratase small subunit 1-like
Exons: 2
Coding region: 62-823 (253 amino acids)
Molecular function (GO): hydro-lyase activity
Source: RefSeq, a predicted model, not a curated record